This is a messenger RNA of Cyclopterus lumpus (lumpfish), 4223 nucleotides long. RefSeq names its product zinc finger, CCHC domain containing 7 (gene zcchc7). The transcript is spliced from 11 exons. Gene Ontology annotation, molecular function: zinc ion binding; nucleic acid binding. The record is from RefSeq and is a predicted model, not a curated record. Bases 704 to 2578 code for a protein of 624 amino acids. Lineage: Eukaryota; Metazoa; Chordata; Actinopteri; Perciformes; Cyclopteridae.
UCUAUCGAAAGGUUUCUUACUGACGCUUUCUGGUCGCCACCCAGGGCCAUGGCAGUCUCCAGCAGUACGGAGUGAAACGUUACGGUCGGCCAACAUAUUUUCCUCGGACCAACCCGGAAGUUGUUUGUCUGUCUCCCUCUGACUGGAAGUGCUGCUCCGACCCUUGUAACCUCUCCGUUUGGUUGGAUAAAGGUGAGCUCGUGGUUGGCGACAUUACAUGCGAAACACAUAUAGCGGUGCCCUUGAAUAGGAGGACUUUAUUUCCAUUCAUUUGUUUUCUUUCAUGCGCACUCGGAACUGAAACGCUUCCUUGUUUACAUCGGACCCGACUGCUCUGCUGCCUAAAAGCACGUGUGCAGACAGGAGGUACACAUGCUAGCGUGAACUGUCGGGACAUGUGGACGUGACUAGAAAUGGCGACAACGUUUUUUUUGGUGGCCCUAUGUGUUUUUGGGAGUCCUGUGCUGAGCUUUAACAAGGGCAGAAGAAGUGAACACAUCUGAGUCUGACCCAUGGCUGUGCUGGGGGGGGCUUUCUGUUCCGCCCCUGUAAAACACAGUCAGUCAUUUGUCGGCUCCAGGUCUCCGUGCGACAAACUUCAAGACUGUCGCUCUCCCUCGGCAGCCGUCUGCUCCAUCUUCACCAGGUGUGAGCGUCGGCAAGGUGUGCGCAUGUGUGUGUGGCGCGAGCGUGCUCAGGGGUGAUGUACUGUGCGUAUCUGGAUCGGAGGGAGUUGGAGGACCAUCUCUACCAAGAGGAUGAAGGGGACUCUGAUGGGUCCGAGGCCAACAGCGAGCUGGAGUUCCACCUGUACAGCCAGCUCCACUACUCCUCUAAUGCUAGGGCUCUGGAGGAGCAGGAGGACAGGGGGGAGACGGCAGAAGGCCAGGAUAGCCAGCAGCCUGAAGGGCCCGAGAAGGCCAUAGAUGCCGACGGAGAGGGGGAACACACUGGAGAAAGUAGGUCUCCGUCACCCGAUUUGAGCAAGUUACAGCAGCUCCUGAAGGAGAAGAAGGAGGACGAGGAGAAGAAAAGGCAAAAGCAAGAGAAACUAAAUAAACAGAAGAUGGGGAACCCUAAAAGUCCGAGGUCGGCAUCGUCAUUUUUUGAGGAGGUCAUCGUGAUUGACUCCAGCCCGGACGUCAUCUCCAUCUCCGAGAAUGACACUGAUGAUGAUGAUGAAGGGGUCUGCAGCUUAAAGGGCCAAAACCUACGCCGACGGCAGACUUCCACCCCGGCCCAACAGGGAAGCAAGAAACUGAGUCUCAGUGCGCCGGUGACUGUGGACUCCAGCACCUCCGCGUCCGACUCCGACUCGUCGGAUUCAAAGUCGGAGUCGUCCGAUUCGGAUGUUCUGGAGAACUGGAUGAUCCUGGGUCAAGGGACGCAGGACGGAGACCAGUGCAUCUUGCUCAACCUGGAUUGCGGGUCCGACAGCAACAAAGAUGCUGAAGAAGAAGAAGAAAGUGUCUGGUUGGUUUCUACCAAGGACAAAGAGUCUCGGAUCUAUAACCGAGACAAGAGUUCCAGGGCGACGCCGCUGCGGAUGUCAAACAGAUAUUACACCAAUAAGGACGUGCAGUGCAGAAACUGCAACAAGAACGGACACCUCUCCAAUAACUGCCCUGAGCCCAAGAAGUUGGCGCCCUGCUACCUUUGUGGCAUUACCGGCCACCUGAUCAGUGGAUGUCCCAAAAAGCACUGCAACAACUGCGGGCUGCCGGGACACCGCUACAGUUCCUGCAGCGAGAUGGCGCACUGGCAGAAGCGGUGCAAGCGCUGCUGCAUGACGGGGCACCUUUUCGACGCCUGUCCGGAGAUCUGGAGACAGUAUCACAUCACGACGACGGCGGGAGCUCCUGCGAGGCAGCGGAGCGAGGACCGGGGUCGGGCACACCCGGUCUACUGCUACAACUGCUCCAGGAAAGGACACUUCGGCCACGUGUGUAAGUGGAAGAGGAUGUUCAAUGGGACGUAUCCCAGCAGCCCAAUCAUCAAUUACUACGACUUGAAGAAGGACUUUAAGCACAGAGAAAACUGGAUAAUGUCAAAGGUUAAAGAACUGAAGAAAAAAGGCUUUUUUUUAACAACCAGCUUUCGGCCGCCUCCCACUCCAGAACCGCCAAGCAAGAUACAGAAAGUCGGUCAUCACCACCUCCACCACAGACCCAACCACGUCUUUUUCAACGACAGCGACUUCGUCGAGGCCGCGGCACCCAAAUCCAAAAAGAACAAUAAGCACAAGCAACAAGAAAGCCACGUGAAACCAUGGAAACCCAAGAGACCGGUUCCCACCUCCAAAGACCGUCCCCCGGCGGCUAAACUCAUCGUGGAUGAAGCGAAGGACUUCCCCAGAGGUGGAGGCAAAGGCAAAGAUGCCGAGAAGAAGAGGAAGAGGUUGAGUAACAAAAAGCGAGCUCCUUCAGCGCCACCAGAGGCGGCCACCAGUCCGCAGGGGUCGCCGAGGGUGAAGCGGAACAAAAAGAGUCGGGGGCGGAAGAACAAAAAGGCCGCCGCACAGAUGUACCCGGCGGAUGAGAACCUGUUCAUCAUCAAACAGAGGAAAGGCAAAAAAUAGCGACCAGUUUGUGCGAGGCGGAGGCGUUCGCGGCGUUUUGGGGACGUCUCAGACAUUUUUGCUGACUCAGGUCUUAGUUGGAGAUGCCAGUGCUGCUUUGUGGGGUUCAUCUGCCUUUUUUUGUUUUUAUUACCAAAGAUGUUUUGACACGGCACAGUAGGAAAAGCACAGAUGCAAAUGUUGGAAGGAAUGAAUGUUUCGGGGUCUCUGUCGCGCUGUCGUGCCUUACUGGGGCACUCGAAUAGGCCGGGAGGGGCUCACCAUUUUUAACAAGUCUGUUUUAAAGCAAUGUGAACAUUCAAAACGGUAUCACGGCAGCAGUUUGUGAAAUAGUCACACAAUGCAAUCUGUUGACAAUUUGAGCAGUUUUUUUUUCUCUCGCUGUGAUCAUCACUCCAGGUCAUACUGGCGCCAUACUUAGAUCUACUCCUAAUGCACUCUGUGUGAGGGAUGGGUGACACAAUUCAGUUGUUUUGUGCAAAAAUGUAUUUCAAAGUGUAUCUGAAACUGCAGUGUGAGUUUGACAAAUCAAGUACAAAGAUCCCCUCUUUUUUUAGUUCCUCCACGGCAGCUGAACAGGGAAACACUGACCAGGACAACACGAAAGGAGUACCUAACUUUGGAAGAUAUCCACUUGAUUUGUAGAACAUCGUAUUGGCUUCAGAUAAACUUCUGAAUUCAUUUUUGCUCAAAAUGGCCGACUGGAAGCGCUUUAAAAAAAAGUGAUCUUUUAAUGUCUAGUAUGAACGGGAGGGAGCAAAGAAACAUUGAACAUGAAGCUCUCCUUUCAACGUCAUUAUUUCCACCUGUGGUUUUCCUGCUAUGGGGAGUCAAAAUGUCUGCUGAGAAGAAAAAGGCUGCUUUUAUUCAGUCGAGUAGUUAUUUAAGUCAUCUCCACAGUUCCAACGGGUUUAGUUGCCUCAACUUAUCAGUUAUCAAUAGAUGGUAUAAUGAGUAGUGGUUAAGAUGAUCGAUUGAUGUCAUUAUCAUAUUCUCUCAUGUUGUUCACAUAAGUUGCAUGAUGUGAAUUAAAAACAGUAGAAUUUAAAAAUGUUCCAUCCCCGAAGAAUGGGAAAUUGAAGAGAUGCCGCUUUUUUCUUGUUUUUUUUUCUUCUACUCUACUCUCAUAAUUUGUGAAUUAUCUAAACAUUUGAACAUACUGUAAAUAUCUCUACUGAGACAUGUUUGAUGCAAAUCUGCAGAAAGUUGUGAUCUGGAUAGAAUGCAUCGCUGACAUGCAGCCCUGACAGUAUUAACCCUUUUAGCCAUCCACUACAUCAAUGCAGUUAACAUGAUGACAUAACUUCACAUGUUAAGUGUUACUUUGAUAACAUGAUAUGCCCUAAAUCUCUGGGAUGAAUACAACUUGAGCCUGCGCCGUCGUGACUUCUUAUUUCCUUCAUUCAGGUAUAGAUGUCUUGUUUAUUUAGAAACUGUUCCAUAAUUAUUUACAUUACUUUUUAUAUGAAUAACCACAUUAAUAUGUGAACUAAAGGAAACUCUACCAUCAAGAUCACAUGGGGGAGUAAUGUGCUGACAAUACCACCAGUAAUGGCCUCAAAGGAUGAAGACUGGCAUUUCAACAAUCUUUUUCACAUUUUAUGAACCAAAUGAAACUAAAUAAAACAAUAUUUUCUGCUCAAAA